This is a messenger RNA of Frieseomelitta varia, 542 nucleotides long. RefSeq names its product U6 snRNA-associated Sm-like protein LSm7 (gene LSm7). Gene Ontology annotation, cellular component: Lsm1-7-Pat1 complex; U12-type spliceosomal complex; U6 snRNP. Bases 149 to 478 code for a protein of 109 amino acids. The transcript is spliced from 3 exons. The record is from RefSeq and is a predicted model, not a curated record. Lineage: Eukaryota; Metazoa; Arthropoda; Insecta; Hymenoptera; Apidae. Gene Ontology annotation, molecular function: RNA binding. Gene Ontology annotation, biological process: nuclear-transcribed mRNA catabolic process; mRNA splicing, via spliceosome.
GGGAAAAAGAACGAGAAUCGACAUUUGAAAAAACGCAAACAAGAAUCUAACCUCCAAGGUAUCCCCGUACGAACGUCGGCAUAAAAUGCGUCGUACUCGCGUGGUAGCGCGGUAGCGUAACGUUCCCGGUUUACGAGGAAGCCGAACAAUGUCUCAACAGAAUGCUCAUGGGGAACCGAAAGAAAGGAAGAAGAAGGAGAGUAUUCUUGAUCUUUCGAAAUAUCUGGAGAAAAAUAUUAGAGUGAAGUUCGCUGGUGGGAGGGAAGCUGCUGGGAUUCUGAAAGGAUAUGAUCCGCUUCUCAAUUUGGUACUUGACAACACUACGGAAUACCUCAGAGAUCCGGACGAUCCUUAUAAAUUGAAUCAAGACACUCGCAUGUUAGGUUUAGUCGUAUGCAGGGGCACGUCUGUGGUACUUAUUUGCCCAGUAGACGGAAUGGAAUCCAUUCAAAAUCCUUUCAUACAGCAAGAAGGUUAAGACACUAAAAUUGUUUUCCGUUUGACCAACAUUUCUGACAAGAAAUUAAAUUUCUUGAUCUCUG